UGACCAAAUGACGCUGUAAUAUUUAAGUAUAUAUAAUGUCGCAAUAAUUUAACGUCACUCAAAAAUACGCUUAAUAAUCUGUGUAAACCUGGUGAAAUCUGAGAAAUUAUAACAACAGUGUUUCUGUCACUCAGUGUUUUCAUUUUGUUUGCGAAUAGACGAAACAAAGUAAUUAAUGACACCGUCAAAUUAGCCACGUCAUUGUGUAUCACUCUGGAAAUCUUCACUUUUCGGCGUGUCAUUCUAUGAUGUAAAAGAUAAAAGUGAAAUUUCAGCAGUGUGCCGAGUGUGCGAUAAAAGCUAAUUCAAAUUUUAAGUUACAUUUGAAAGGAAAAAUGGCGAAUCCACUGUUGUCAUUGAACGAGAACUUCUCGUAUAAUAGCAUGCUUGCCAGGGCAUUGCUACAGCUGAUGCCAAAGAAAGAUAAACAAGCAAUCCAGUCAUGGCUGUACGUGCUGCAUGAAAUGAAUGGCACUGUCGAUGAAAUGACGAUUCGAAAUGAGUAUAUGUGGUUUUUACUCAUCCAGUUACAGAAUAAACGAAUUACGGAACCUUUUAAUCAUCCGCCUUAUUCGCAGAGUUUGCUACCGCUUCGCGAAAUUUUGCCACCUAAUAUAUACGAAGAGGUAUUAAUGACAACUGAAAAAAAUAUUUCACGUUUGGAGGAACCGUACGUCGAGAAUAAUGAAGCCAAACAAGAAGAAGAAGCUUCAAAAAAUAAAAGUUUCCGCGCGCCGCCUGCUAAGUUUUUGGACAAUCAACCACUGCCAAAGAACGGAAUUAUUUGUUAUUUGGCAGCAUUCAGUGAUCAAAGUUAAAAUAUAAAUUUUAGAUUAUUAACAAAUAAAUUUUACUCACGCAGCA
Molecule: messenger RNA, 864 nt
Organism: Dalotia coriaria
Lineage: Eukaryota; Metazoa; Arthropoda; Insecta; Coleoptera; Staphylinidae
Exons: 3
Coding region: 336-818 (160 amino acids)
Source: RefSeq, a predicted model, not a curated record